AUGGCAGCGACUCUACCACCACAACAGCCACAGUCGGAAUCAUCCACUUCGGCAGGUACUUCCUCAGCGGCAUCGGCAGAGGUGUUCAAGAGGUUACAUCCGGCUCAAUACCUUUCAAGGUUCUUGGCUAAAGGGUAUCGAUCGGAUGGAAGGAAGAUAAGAGAUUGGAGGAAUGUAUCGAUAAAUGUUGGCUCAAUAUCAACGUCCAAUGGAUCGUCGUUGGUCAGAAUGGGAGAUACGACUAUGGUCUGUGGGAUCAAGGCAGAGAUAGCUGAACCCGCGGCUCAGAGUCCGAAUGAAGGGUAUGUAGUCCCUAAUGUCGAUUUACCAGCAUUAUGUUCACCCAACUUCAAACCUGGUCCGCCUGGAGAUGAAGCUCAGACGAUAUCGAAUUGGUUAAACGAUCUGAUGGUAUCAUCAAACACCAUCCCCACAUCUUCACUGGUGGUAUCACCCGGUAAAGCCGUAUGGGCGUUAUAUAUCGAUGUUGUAUGUAUCAACUACGAUGGGAAUGCGUUCGAUGCUGCUGUACUGGCAGUGAUGGCUGCGUUGAGGAAUGUCAAAUUACCAAAAGCUAGAUACAAUGAAGAGAAGAACCAGACGAUAUGUUCAAGGACUGAGAAAUACCCUUUACAUUUGGGUAGGAUACCGCUAUCUUGCUCGUUUGGUAUAUUCGAUAGUACCUACCUUCUUCCCGAUCCCACAUCGUAUGAGACCCCAUUAUUGCCCACUACAUUGACGAUAGCACUGGACGAGCACAACCAGGCGUGUCUGAUAAGGCAGGAAGGAUUGGGUGGUACCAAGGGUAAAAGCGGUGAGAGGGUGUUGGGUGAAGGUUGGAGUAUGACUGAGGAGAGGGUGAGGUUGCUGAGGGGGAUAUUGGAGGUUAGCAGUAUAUAG
Kwoniella mangroviensis CBS 8507 is the source of this 900-nucleotide messenger RNA. RefSeq lists its product as uncharacterized. The transcript is spliced from 6 exons. Gene Ontology annotation, cellular component: cytoplasmic exosome (RNase complex); nuclear exosome (RNase complex). Gene Ontology annotation, biological process: exonucleolytic trimming to generate mature 3'-end of 5.8S rRNA from tricistronic rRNA transcript (SSU-rRNA, 5.8S rRNA, LSU-rRNA); nuclear polyadenylation-dependent mRNA catabolic process; nuclear polyadenylation-dependent rRNA catabolic process. The coding region runs from base 1 to 900 and encodes 299 amino acids. The record is from RefSeq and is a predicted model, not a curated record. Lineage: Eukaryota; Fungi; Basidiomycota; Tremellomycetes; Tremellales; Cryptococcaceae. Gene Ontology annotation, molecular function: mRNA 3'-UTR AU-rich region binding.